Endocarpon pusillum Z07020 is the source of this 1560-nucleotide messenger RNA. RefSeq lists its product as uncharacterized. The record is from RefSeq and is a predicted model, not a curated record. Gene Ontology annotation, cellular component: cytoplasm. Gene Ontology annotation, biological process: cytoskeleton organization; regulation of adenylate cyclase activity. Gene Ontology annotation, molecular function: actin binding; adenylate cyclase binding. The coding region runs from base 1 to 1560 and encodes 519 amino acids. NCBI's taxonomy places the organism in Eukaryota, Fungi, Ascomycota, Eurotiomycetes, Verrucariales, Verrucariaceae. The transcript is spliced from 4 exons.
AUGACAACAAAUACAAACAUGCAUAACUUAACUACCCUGAUCAAGAGGCUUGAAGCCGCAACGUCGAGACUUGAAGAUAUGGCAACGUCUGUAGACUCGUCACAUCCGUCGACUGUGGCAGCCAUCUCAAGUUCUGCUGCUGCGCCCUCAGAUUCGUCCACGGCAGCCGGCCCUGCUCCCACACCCACGGCAGAGCCUCUCCCUCCCUCCAUCGAGGACUUUGACAUUUUAAUGGACCAGGAGGUGAAAGCCUUCGCUAAAGCGGUGGCUCAAGCUUUUGCUGCUGAACGGACCUACCUGUAUGUGACAACGAAGGCAAAAAAGCCGAGCCCACAGCCACCCGAACUCCUGACUGAGCUCCACACCUGUACGGGCACUGUGGAUGAGCUCCGAGAAACGAACAGGAUGUCACCUCUUUUUACGCAUCUCAGCGCAAUCUCGGAAGGUAUCGUAGCGCUGGGCUGGAUAGUAGAGACCAGGCCUGCGGAGUUUGUCAAGGACAUAUUGGGAGGUGCGCAAUAUUACGGAAACACUAUCCUGAAAAACUAUCGAGACAAGGACAAGUCGCAUGUUGAAUACAUCCAAGCAUACUAUCGUGUCUUCAACGCGCUUAUAGCUUAUAUCAAGAAGCAUUUUCCCGGUGGCCUGACGUGGAACAAUAAAGAUGGCAUAGAUGCUAUGGACGCCCUCAAGCAGAUACAGUCUGGUGUGGUAACACCACCUGGGAAUAGUGCCUCUGCGCAUCCUCCUCCUCCUCCCCCGCCUCCUCCGCUCCCCUCUUUCGACAAUGAGGGCGGUCCAUCAGCCCCACCUCCGCCGCCAUCGUCGAACGGCACUUCCAGAGGAGGCGACAUGACUGCUGUAUUUGAUCAGCUCAACCAGGGCUCCUCGGUGACAGCAGGGCUCCGCAAGGUUGAUAAAUCCGAAAUGACACAUAAGAACCCUGCCCUUCGCGCCGGCUCUGGGGUUCCAGAACGAAGCAAUUCCCAGACCUCGAUAAGCUCCUCCAACUCGCGAGGCAAGUCACCAGCACCAUCGAAAAAGCCGAAACCUGAGAACAUGCGAACGAAGAAACCACCACGGAAAGACCUAGAUGGCAACAAGUGGAUCAUUGAGAAUUUUGAUAACGCUGGAUCGGACGUAGUGGAGAUCCAGGCGCAGCUAUCACAGAGCAUAUUGAUUUCGAGGUGCACUAAAUGCAUCAUCAAGGUAACGGGAAAAGCGAACGCCAUUUCGAUCGACAAUUGCACGAGCCUGUCUAUACUGGUCGACUCGCUAGUCUCGAGUCUGGACGUCAUAAAAUCCCCGAAGUUUCAGGUGCAGGUUGAUGGAGUGGUGCCUACCGUUCUGCUAGACCAGGUGGAUGGCGCGACGGUUUACUUAGGCAAUAAGAGCCUAAACACGGAGGUCUUCACAAGUAAGUGCACGGGGGUGAACAUUGUCCUGCCACCGAGAGAGGGAACAGAGGAAGAUGAUAAAGAGUGUCCGCUUCCUGAACAGAUCCGGAGUGUGGUGAAGAACGGGGUCGUGGUCCAUGAAGUAGUCGAACAUGCAGGAUAG